This is a messenger RNA of Hydra vulgaris (swiftwater hydra), 1855 nucleotides long. The record is from RefSeq and is a predicted model, not a curated record. NCBI's taxonomy places the organism in Eukaryota, Metazoa, Cnidaria, Hydrozoa, Anthoathecata, Hydridae.
AAAAGACUCAUGAUGGUUGUCCUAUAUCGUACUAAUAUUGAACGCGAAUAUAGGUACGAUUUAAAAAAAAAAUUUUAAACCGUAUGUUCUAAUUUUGUUAUAAAAGCAUUAUAGUUUUAUAACUAGCAACACCGCUCAUCAAAAGUGUCAGCUGUCAUUUCACUUGGUUGUCAAGUUACAUGCGCGUAACAGUUUAUUGCGAACAAUAGUAAAAAUUUUGUUUGUGAUUUGAAGAAAGAUAACAAAGAAAUCUGCAAGAAAUUUAUAAAAAGUUCUUUAAUGACUCCACAAAUGUUUGCUGUUGAAAUCAACAAUGCACUGCAAAAGCUUGGAUCCAUAAUAUUUGAAAGUAAAUGAUGUUGAUUUACUUGAAGUAAUUGUAUUGAAGAUGCCGCUGAUGAGACUUAGUUGGCAAUCAAUAAAUACUAAGACGACAGGUUUGCUUAUGGAUUGUGAUAAGCGUAAAAACAAACGUUUCAUAACUUUAAAUCAGUGUGCAGUCCAAGAUAAACCAAUAUUUUAUGGCGGAAAGUGAAAAUAAUUUUUUGAACAGCAAUUUACCAGUUCGUGGGUCAGUUGAUAACACAUAUUUUAAUUAUAGUAACAUAAACUCUAAUGGAAGUCAAGAUCAGGAUGUAAAUUCAUGUGAAAGAGUUAGAAAUCAGCAGAGGAGUUAUAGUAGUAGUUUUAUAUCACCAACCGACUUUAAUGUAAUUGAAAGAAUACAUUCUGUUGAUAAUGACAGAUGUCAAUCUUCCCAAACUUUAAAUUAUGCUGUAACCUCUAGUAACUUUCAUGCUUCGCCCAGUUAUAAUGCAAUCUACAAUAAUGGUUUUCGAACACCCAGCACUUAUCAUGGUUAUUCAACUCCCUCUAACGCUUUUUUAACCUCAAGUAAUAUUUAUCAAGCACCCAAUGAAGUUCCUGUUAUGUCUAGUAACGUUUAUGGAACAUCCAGCAAUACUUAUCGAACUAGUAGUAACAUUUGUGGAACACCCAAUACCGUUCAUGUUACACCUAAUAAUAUAUAUAGAACACCCAAUAAUUUAUAUGGAAUACGAACUACUAAUCAUGUGACAUCAUGUAACAAUGCAUCAUCUCUUAUUGCAACAUUCAGUAAUAGGCAACAAUUUGAUAAUACAAACCGUCAACAUAAUAUCUUACAACAUCAGUCUAGUGUACCAAAUUUUCAAGUAACUUCACCGACCAAUUUCAAUAAUACUCUUCACUCGAUUUCAGUAGAUGAAUAUUUUGGUUUUCCAAGAAGUAGGAUUGAUAGGCCGUUAUCUAAUUCCUUUAGACCCGAUAAUUCCGCUCAGUUACCUUUACAUCAUUCCACAAGUUGGAGUUUAGAACUAAAUCCAAACUCGUGUAGUAUCUCUGAUUACUUAUACAAGCAAAAUGAAAGUAUGUUCAGGUUGUAUGAUGCCACAAGUCUUGCUGUUAAAGAUGAAGAACGAUUGAAAGAGGAAAUACGUAUUCUUGAGUCUCAAGUAAAUUCGCUUCCACGAGUACAAAAUAAUUCAAAUAAAUUAGAUUAUUUAGAUCUUCAAGAAGAAAACAAUAGGCUUCAAGGUGAGUUGUUACGAAUGUAUGAAGACCUUGAUAAACUUGGAGUUCCUAUUCCAAAAUGUAACCCAUCAGUUCCAGUAGAAAUCGAUGAAAACUGGGAAUGCCCUCAAUGUACUUUUAAAAAUUUAGCACUUCCCAAAUGUGAGAUGUGUGAAUGUUUGCGUCCUGGCCGUUUAUUGUUGAAUUAAAUUUUUAUCUAUUUUUAUAUUAUUUUAAUAUUGUAAAGCUUUAUCUAAUUGUAUAAAAUUAUGUUUUUUUUUUUUUUGUGCGUAUAUUUUUUAAA